AUGGCCAACAAAGCCAAUUCUGGGUAUGAAGUUGCGGUGCCGAUUGCGUUGGGUGUUCUUUUGUUUUGUGCUGCUCAACUGGGAGGAAUGGAUUGUUCACCGAUAAAUAUAGGUGCUAUAAUGGUGUUGGACACACGUACAGGAAAAAUAGCCAAGACUGCUAUUGAAUUGGCGGUUGAAGACGUAAACCAAAACACCAGCAUUCUGAAGGACACGGUCCUCAAUAUUGAUAUAAGAGACUCCAGACAAGAUGCACUCAUAGGCGCUUCUGCAGCGUUGGAACUUCUAAGAAAAGGAUGUGUGAGCAUAGUCGGCCCACAAACGUCCGCGGUAGCGGAGUUCGUGGCUUAUCUGGGCGUUGCAGCGCACGUUCCAAUUGUGACGUUUGGUGCAACGAAUCCCUCUCUCUCCAUUCAUCGAUAUCCUUACUUCAUUCGUAUGAGGGCCAUCCCCGCCUUAAACGAUGCCUUGCGAGAUGUGGAGGCAAAAAUUGUUUUGAAAGCCGCAGUGCCUCCCCAGGCUAACGUCUCUUCAAUAAGGAGGCUUAUUCGGGAUAAGCUGAUGGGCCUGGAGUCGCGAGUAUUCAUCGUGCACAUGCAUGCUGAUUUAGCUCUAAUCCUGUUUUCCGAGGCGUCUAUAUUAAGAAUGAUAAGUAAUGAGUAUGUAUGGAUCAUUACCGAUGUAAUUGCCAAUCUAAUAGAUUCCUUCAACGCUACUUCUCUCCUCUCCAUGAAUGGUGUGCUGGGGAUUAAAAGAAAACUCAAAGAAACGGACCAGCUAAGGCAGAAUGAAUUUUCUCAAGCAUGGAAGCAGCGGUUUAGAGCCCAGAAUCCUACAAUGCCAAGCCUGGAAUUAAAUUCCCGCGCACUUGUUGCAUAUGAUACAGUAUGGGCGAUUGCUUUCGCAAUCGAUCGUCUUCUGCGUAAGGAAUCGUUUAAUAGUGAUUUCUCCGCGGCCUCUACCAGCAACAAGAUUUUAAAUUUCAAGGUUUUUGAUGGUGGAGAGGAUUUGCUUAAUCAGAUCCUACAGACAAACUUUGUUGGCCUUACUGGUCCUGUUCGAAUAAGUCGUCAAAAGGGAGAAGCUUUGGAGUGCUCAUAUGACAUAAUAAAUGUGGUUGGAAAUAGUUAUAACGUAGUUGGUUCCUGGACAGAAAAGGGCCUGAAUAUAUCUUCGAAACAAGUUGUUCAAUGGGGCGGGGGAUCAACGUCAAAGACACCACGUGGGUGGGUGAAACCUGUGCCAAGCAAGAAACUUAAAAUAGCGGUGCCUUGGGAAAGAGGGUUUACAAAAUUCGUCAGCGUAAAACCAGUUCAUGGCAAAGUAGGUCCACAAAACCAGACUUAUGAGAUUACAGGAUUCUGUAUUGAUGUGUUCAAAUCGGUGCUCAGAAGACUGGAUUAUGAAUUGGCCUAUGAAUUGAUAUCUUAUGGAACUGGCAAUGUCACUGCGGGCUACUAUGAUGACGUCGUCUACCAGGUCUAUCUCCAGAAAUUCGAUGCGGUUGUGGGAGAUAUGACGGUGCUUGCAAAUCGUAGCAAGUAUGUGGAUUUCACACAGCCGUAUACGGAGUCGGGUCUUAUAAUGAUGGUAGCACUUUCAGACACGCUAUCAAGUGACCCCUGGGCCUUCCCGCGUCCCUUUAGCCCAGCCAUGUGGAUAACUACUGUUUCAUUUUUCAUAUUCACGGGAGCUGCUGUUUGGUGUCUAGAGCACAGACUAAAUAGGCAAUUUAGAGGGAAGCCUUGGGAACAAGUCUUGACAUUCAUCUGGUUUUCCUUUUCCACACUCUUCGCAACUCAAAGGGAGAGGAUUGUAAGUGGUCUCGGUAAAGCAGUGGUGAUAAUUUGGCUUUUUGUAGCUUUUGUGUUAGUGUCUAGUUACACCGCCAGCCUCUCGUCGAUGCUUACAGAGAGAGAAGUUGUACCAAAAGUUCAGAGCCUUGAAUCUCUCAUCACCCAAAAUUUGCCAAUCGGGUAUCACCAGGGAUCUUUCAUAGACAAGUUUUUGGUACAACAGCUGGGUGUGAAUAAAAGCGCACUUCGCCCAUAUUCAUCUGCACAAGAGUCCGCCGAUGCACUGAAGAAGGGACCCAAUAACGGAGGGCUGGCUGCCAUAUUUGAACGGGCGCAGACUAUUCCCCAAAACGUAAUUUUGUCAACAGGAUGCAACGACUAUGUGAAACUUGGUCCCAAGUACAAAACGGGAGGCUCCGCAUUUGUGUUCCCAAAGGGGUCUCCGUUGGUUUUAGACAUUUCCAAGGCUAUAUUAAAUCUUUCAGAAAGCAAAGAGAUGCAAGAAAUUCUGAAGAGGUGGUUCAAUUCAAGUGAAAGCAAAUGCAGCGUGGAAUCUGGCGGAGUCGAAUCGAACAAAAUGAGCAUCAAAAACUUUUGGGGCAUAUUUCUUUUAACAGGAUGUGUAUCAUUUCUCACCCUUGUCUACUAUUUGUGUCGCCUGCUUUACCGAUUUGUGCACAGAAAUGAGAAUUCAGUUCAUGUUAAAUCGGUUUCCACCCGAUUGCGAACGUUCGCCAACUAUGCAGACAAGAAGGAGAUCCCAACACUAAAAAGAAAGAGAUCUAAGACCGCCACUUUGUCAUCGGGAACCGGCGCUUCCACUUCCUCUGAAAUUCCUGUUACGUCCGGACAGAUAUGA
Molecule: messenger RNA, 2655 nt
Organism: Cryptomeria japonica (Japanese cedar)
Lineage: Eukaryota; Viridiplantae; Streptophyta; Pinopsida; Cupressales; Cupressaceae
Product: glutamate receptor 3.4-like
Exons: 7
Coding region: 1-2655 (884 amino acids)
Cellular component (GO): plasma membrane
Molecular function (GO): glutamate-gated receptor activity
Source: RefSeq, a predicted model, not a curated record